Messenger RNA from Schistosoma turkestanicum, 1128 nucleotides. NCBI's taxonomy places the organism in Eukaryota, Metazoa, Platyhelminthes, Trematoda, Strigeidida, Schistosomatidae. The record is from the annotation of a GenBank genome assembly.
AUGAAUUUACGUUUAAAUCGAUCAGCACAAAAAUCUGUCAAAAUGUCAUCUUUUUUAAGUCAUACUAAUCGACAAUUCAAUCAUCUCAAUACUUAUUCACAUCGUAGUUUAAAUGACUUGCCUCAAAUGAAUUCAACAUUAUUAGUAUCAAAAUCUUCACAUUCAACAUCAACAUCAUCGUCAUCAUCAUCAUCAACUCAUGAUUAUUUAUAUAAUAAUACACUUCAAGAUGAUCAUAGCAAUUCUGUUAAUCAAUGUCCAUACUGUACAGUUCAGUUGAACACUUCUCAAUCAUAUCCAUUUCAUUCUGAAUUUUCUAAAACAUUAAAGAAUAGAAAUAUAAACAACGAGGUAUACAAUUCAAAUGGUUCAUUAAAACUUCCAAUUUGCUCAGGGACUAAUACACAUUGUUCAUGUUAUUUUUUCAAACAAAUAUCUUCACCCCAAUGUUAUUCAAGUACUAAUGAUGUGUCCAGCGAUCAGAAUAAAACACAAUACAAUGUACCAAUUCAUACAAACUUAUCCAAUUCACAUUAUUCCUUGCCAAUAAAAAAUACUUGUUCAAAUGAUCAGAUGAUUGAAACUUAUCAUUUAAAUGAGAAUUCUAUUGAAAAUAUUGAUGAUGAUGAUUUAAAGAAUUGGAAUCAUGACCAUUAUUUUUAUCAUCAUUAUAAUGAUAAUUUAACUCGAACAACAACAACAACACCUGCACUUCAACAAAAAAUCAAUAACAAUAAUCAUAAAAAACGAUUACAAGCCUAUUCAAAAUCUCUUUAUUGGAAUAAACCUAUAAAACACGGUAAAAUCAAUAAAAUUGCAUCAACAUCCAAUUCACAAUUGAAACAUUAUUUCCCAGUUAGUUUUAGUACAGUAGCAGCCAGCAGUCGUAAAGAUCGUCAAUCUUUAAAACAUAUAAAACAAGAUAUUCAUUAUAUAGCAAAAGCGGCAAGACAAUUAUUAGUAGAAUUAAAAGAACGUGAAUUUAAAGCGAAAAUUAUUGAACAAUGGAAAAUAGUCGGUAUUGUAUUAGAUAGAAUAUUUUUUAUUCUUUACUUUGUUACAAUUCUUUUGUCAGCUUUAUUAUUUCAUCCGACAUUAAUUGAUGAUUAUAGUGAUGAUUAGGUAGAG